Messenger RNA from Anopheles stephensi (Asian malaria mosquito), 1245 nucleotides. RefSeq names its product 3'(2'),5'-bisphosphate nucleotidase 1. Lineage: Eukaryota; Metazoa; Arthropoda; Insecta; Diptera; Culicidae. Bases 242 to 1168 code for a protein of 308 amino acids. Gene Ontology annotation, molecular function: 3'(2'),5'-bisphosphate nucleotidase activity. The record is from RefSeq and is a predicted model, not a curated record. Gene Ontology annotation, biological process: phosphatidylinositol phosphate biosynthetic process. The transcript is spliced from 2 exons.
GCAUGACGGGUUUAAGCUAUCCACUUUCUAUACACCUACGCCGAAGAAACACCACUUCAUUCAGGCACAAAUCGAAUCAAAUAUACGUAAAAACAUAACUUUUGUAACAUACUAAAUUACACCAUGUGCAACACUUAACACGGAGCUUUGUGUUAAUAACAUUCCUCCGCGAUUCGUUCGACAAAGUCUACGUUCGAGCACAAAUAUUUGGUUUUCGUCGCGUGAAAGGAGGCUUGUUGCGAUGGUCAAUACCGCCCCAUUGGUGAUGCGCUUGGUGGGGAGUUCGAUUAAGAUUGCACAUCGAGCCGGCCACAUAAUUCGCGAUGUAAUGUGCCGCGGAGAUCUGGGAAUUGUCGAAAAAGGCAAGGAUGAUCUCCAAACUGAAGCCGACCGUUCGGCGCAGCGCUGCAUCGUAGCGUCGCUGUCCAAGCAAUUCCCGAAUGUGACCAUCAUAGGUGAAGAAGGGCCGAGUGAUCUAAAUGUACCUGAUGAUUGGUUGAUCACCGAAAGCAAUACUGAAUUUUUGGAAAAACACAAAUGUCCUGAAACUUUGGCUGAUCUGAAGGAGUCGGAUGUGGUGAUUUGGGUCGAUCCGCUGGACGGGACUAGCGAAUACACCCAAGGAUUUCUAGAGCGUGUAACUGUGCUGAUCGGCAUCGCGAUCAACGAUAGAGCUGUCGGUGGUGUGAUACACCAACCGUACUACAAAACGGAGACUGGUGACAUCGGUCGCACCAUCUGGGGUUUGAAAGGAUGCGGCACGGGCGGCAUUGCGCCAGUCAAACCUCCGUCCGACCGGUUUCUGGUUACAACGACGCGUUCACAUUCCAAUGGUAUCGUCCAAUCCGCAUUAGAUGCACUGGCACCGGAUGAGGUAUUACGUGUCGGUGGUGCUGGUUACAAGGUGCUGCAGUUGCUUGAAGGCAAGGCCCAUGCUUACGUGUUUGCGAGUGCCGGUUGUAAGAAAUGGGACACCUGCGCACCGGAAGCCGUACUGGAAGCGAACGGUGGAACGCUCACAGAUAUGCUCGGGCGUCAUUACAGGUAUGGAAAGGAUGUAAGCUUCCCGAACAGCAGCGGAGUUCUGGGUACCGUUGCCGGAGUGUCGCAUGAUGACGUUCUUUCCAAAAUUCCGGAAACAGUUAAACAGGCUAUGAACGUAGCUUAGACUUGUUCACUGGUUCUAAACAUUGAUAUGAACAUAGUUUUAUUUGUUAGUGAAACAUUGGAAAACUUUGAACCAUA